AUGCGACCCAUCAUCACCCUCGAGGAGCACUUUGCCUCCCCCACCGUCAUCGCCUCGAGCGACGACGCCAAAGCCCACUACGCCCACUUCCCCACGCGCAUCCUCGACAAGCUGACCGACCUGGGCGCCGGGCGCGUCGCCGACCUCGACCGCGGGCACGUCUCGCUGCAACUGGACCGCUGCGUGACGAGGCUCGGCUUCGUCGGCGCGCUGAUCGAGAACCACCUCGACGGCGUCUUCUACGACGCCGAGCGCUUCUGGCCCGUCUUCGCCGCGGCGGAGCGCCUCGGCGCGCCCGUCUACCUGCACCCGACCUUCGCGUCCGACUCCAUGGCCGCGCACCACGCCGGCAACUACCCGGACGAGGUCGCGCUCGCGCUCAGCGCGUUCGGCUGGGGCUGGCACGCCGAGACGGGACUGCACGUGCUGCGGCUGUUCGCCGCCGGCGUCUUCGACCGCUUCCCCGCGCUCAAGCUCGUCAUCGGCCACAUGGGCGAGAUGCUGCCCUUCCAGCUCGACCGCUGCGUCUCCGUGUCGGAGCGCUGGCCGGCGAAGCGCCGCGGGCUGCGCCAGGUCUGGCGCGAGAAUGUCUGGGUCACGACGAGCGGCAUGUUCAGCCUCACGCCGCUGCGGUGCCUGCUGGAGACGAUGCCGAUCGAGCAUGUCUUGUUUAGCGUCGACUACCCGUUUUCGGCGAAUGAAAAGGGCUUUGAGUUUCUGAAAGAGGUUCAGGAGAGCGGCGUGAUCACGGGCGACGACCUCGACUUGUUUGCGUACAAGAAUGCGGAGAAGCUGCUGGGAGUGACGGCAACGCAUAAGCCAGACGCGACUAAUUAG
This is a messenger RNA of Cordyceps fumosorosea ARSEF 2679, 837 nucleotides long. Its product is annotated as Amidohydrolase 2. The transcript is spliced from 2 exons. Gene Ontology annotation, cellular component: cytoplasm; cytosol. NCBI's taxonomy places the organism in Eukaryota, Fungi, Ascomycota, Sordariomycetes, Hypocreales, Cordycipitaceae. The record is from RefSeq and is a predicted model, not a curated record. Gene Ontology annotation, biological process: secondary metabolic process. Gene Ontology annotation, molecular function: hydrolase activity; carboxy-lyase activity. The coding region runs from base 1 to 837 and encodes 278 amino acids.